CGACGUCGUUCCUGCUCCAUUUUUCUUCUUCCCCAACCAGUUAGUGUCUCUCUCGCUCUCACACCGGUGAAUCUGAAAAAAGAGGCACCACACCGUCGCAACGAAUCUGAAAAAAGGGGCAGAGCUGCAAAGGUUGGAAGAAUUUUGGUGAUAGAGAAAUUGAGAAAAGAUAAGCUUGAAGUUGAGGCUAGAGCACGUGCAUUAUCAGAUAGGAUACUUGAGGCUACGUCAAAUCAGUUGGUAUUCGUUCCUUGCAACGUAGGUAAGCAUUGGAUUCUGACAAUCAUUGAUUUUGAGAAAGAUCGUGUGUUUUUGAUGGACCCAAUUUCUCAUCGGAAUCGCGAUACGACAUGGAAAUCCAUCGUUGACACUGCGAUGAACCUUGUUAAUGCACGCAAGGGAAAAAAAUUCAAGAAAUCGGCAAGUUGGGAUGUAGUUAAGGGACCUAUCCAGCCUGAUUCGAACCAAUGUGGAUUUUAUGUCAUGAAGUUCAUGAAAGAUGUCAUCGCACACUAUAGCCUUGAUGCCCCCACGUCUCUGUCAUCAAUGUUUAAGAAUGUGAAGACGUAUACUCUAGCUGAAAUCGAUGAAAUUCGUGAGGAAUGGGCAACGUGUGUGAUAAAGCACGCCUUUGAUUGAUCUUUAGGUGGAUAUUCAGUCCGUGUUUUGAAGAAGCAACGAUUUCAAUGAUUUUCUUGUAAAUUAGUCAAUAUGUCUACAUAUAUGGCAGCGUUUUGUUAUUUAUGUAGAACAUAUAUGACAAGACUUGUUUGGAUGGUUAUAUGUAGCACUUACAUCUUUGGAUGCUAUGUUAUCUAUGCUAAUAUUAUUUUGUUAA
This is a messenger RNA of Salvia miltiorrhiza (redroot sage), 838 nucleotides long. RefSeq lists its product as uncharacterized. Gene Ontology annotation, biological process: proteolysis. Gene Ontology annotation, molecular function: cysteine-type peptidase activity. The transcript has 8 exons. The record is from RefSeq and is a predicted model, not a curated record. The coding region runs from base 316 to 639 and encodes 107 amino acids. NCBI's taxonomy places the organism in Eukaryota, Viridiplantae, Streptophyta, Magnoliopsida, Lamiales, Lamiaceae.